AUGGACCCGAUAACCGCUCUAGGCGUGGCAGCAAAUGUCAUCCAAUUCCUGGACCUUGGGGUGAAGGCUGUCUCCAAAGCGCGCGAGAUUCACAACUCGUCCAAUGGAGCUCUGGUAGAGCAUAUCGAGAUCGGAGUCCUCACUGAGGAUAUUACCGAGGUGGCUGUGAAGCUUGCAGCGUCUGCGGGGGCAGCGACUGGAAAUAACAGCCUUGACUGUAUCUGUGAGCAAUGCACGAUCGUGGCGAAGGAGCUGUCGGACGCAUUGAAGGGGAUGAAAGCGGAUGGUAAGAAGAGCAGAAUCAAGAGCUCGAGAAAGGCAUUAAAGGCGAUGUGGGGGAAGAAGCGUGUGGAGGAUAUGAAACGGAGGUUGGAGGGGUAUCGCGAUGAGAUACAAUUUCAUGUGCUUGUGGACCUGAAGUGUCAUAUUGAUGUUACAUCUACGGAGCAGUCCGCACGGUUCGACUCCCUCGACGGGCAUGCGAAAAUGUUGUUCGAGGUUUUGUCCGAAAAUCACUACUCCCUUCGCGAUACGAUGGCCUCGGAGAGUGCAAAGUCUGCCGAGAGGCACGCCCAAACAGCAACUACAAUCGUAUCGAAACAAAAGGAAACACAGGCAGAGUUCAUAUCAGCACUCAAUUCUCUCGAAGACCAAUCGAGGUCAGUAUCUGAAGCUAUUUUGGAAAACACCGAGUCUCUCUACGAUUCCAUAUUAGUUGAAAGCGCCAGGGCGGAUGAGAGGCAUGAGCAAACAACUAGUACCAUUGUGUCAACGCAGAAAGAAGCGCACAUGGAUGUUAAGAAAGCUCUGGAAUCAAUGGAUGCGGCUUCGAGAUCUGAGCACGACACUCUCCGUAGGGAGUUCGGGGAGGUGAUGCAGGCUAUGUUGAAAUUGCGGCAAGACAUGCUUCGAGAAAAUAACAAAUUAAAAGAGUUGGUCAUGAAAGCUAUCGAGGCGCGGAGCGAAAAAGAGAGAAAGCGUGUUCAGGAGCAAAGCAAUGCCGUCACGUUUGUGUUGUGUAAUCUCAUGACUGUAUAUCAAAGUCUCCAGAAAAUCAUUCUCGGGCUUCAGGCUCAGCUGAAGACCCUUCUCACGUCUACGAAUUUCUCUCAGCUCUGGGGCGGCCAACCUUUGAAGCCGUCACUGGAGCCAGGAGAUCUCGUCGAGAGGUGCAUGCUUGAUGCGGUCACGAACAAACCAUCUGAUAUUCUGACUUCGAUUUCGCACAUAAAGGCAUAUAUCUCUGCAAAUAAGCGACAGUACGGCAUGCUAUCUGGUCACAUGGAGAGGAUGUGGGAUUCAAAAUGGACUGGAGCAGUAACCGUCGAAUACAAAAAUGUAGAAGAAAAUUCGGGAAUCAAUCCUAAGGUAUGGACUCUUGCUAGCAAAGAGAUGUGUCUGUUGUUAGGGGUAUUGGACUUAGACAUGGUCACGCCGGACUUUGCUCAGAUCGCCGACCAGAGCUGUUUACUUCACGACCACGAAUUUCGAACUGUGCAGCUGCUAAAAUCUCUGGUUAUUAUUACCACAAUGCUUACCCACUAUCUGGGGCCUGCUGGAGCUUCAGACAUUAUCGCGAAUGCCCUUUCUCGAACAAGACCUUUUUCUCAGGGCCUGCCUGCCAAUGUGGGGAAUGCACCGCCUGAUUACAUGGUCCCGGAAACCUGGCCAGGCAUAGAUAAUGAGGCUGAUCGGUGGGCAGAGGGGAUUUGGGAUGUGACUGCUGGACGCUUGGGGCUUGCUGUCAUAUACAAACGCCGGCUUAGGCGACUUCGUCAAGUCACGAUAUGGUCAACAGCCGGGAAGAUCGCCGGGUUCAAGAAAAGAGCCGAAACGAUUCUCAAAUCACGGCUUCAGAAAUGGGGUGCAGAGAAGGGCAUGACAUUGGUUUCGUCUACCGAUGGACCACAAAAGUUCUUCGAGUGGUUUGUUACUGGAGAUGGGGCCUCGAAUCCCUAUUUUUAUUUCGAGGUCGGAACCACCGAAGCGAGUCGUGCUCGUGGAGCGGUGCUCUAUGCUAUGGUGGAAUUCCUUAUCCAGUUCGGCUUCUGCUUGACGACGCCUGUGAUAGAAGUUGGGAAAUCAGGAGUGCGUGCGAGGGUGGGGAGGGUCAUUCUAGGGGAGGGAGUGAAAAGUCAGAGAGCGAGACAAAGGUCGGCCCAAUUGCGCUUCUACCAAGAAGAGAUUGCCCGAUCACCUGAACUUCAGGAAUCUAGGAUCGAUAAUUUAGCUCUUCCUCUUCAAAGCUUAACUGAGACUACAGGAGUAAUUUAA
This is a messenger RNA of Hyaloscypha bicolor E, 2274 nucleotides long. RefSeq lists its product as uncharacterized. NCBI's taxonomy places the organism in Eukaryota, Fungi, Ascomycota, Leotiomycetes, Helotiales, Hyaloscyphaceae. The record is from RefSeq and is a predicted model, not a curated record. The coding region runs from base 1 to 2274 and encodes 757 amino acids. The transcript has 3 exons.